Hypoxylon trugodes is the source of this 1149-nucleotide messenger RNA. RefSeq lists its product as uncharacterized. Bases 1 to 1149 code for a protein of 382 amino acids. NCBI's taxonomy places the organism in Eukaryota, Fungi, Ascomycota, Sordariomycetes, Xylariales, Hypoxylaceae. The record is from RefSeq and is a predicted model, not a curated record. The transcript has a single exon.
AUGGCAACCUCGAUUAUCAGACAACCGGAUGUGCAACAAGUCCUAGGACCUGUUUUACCCUCACUACCUGCCGCCGCACUAUCAGUAUCGCCAGCGGAAACCGUAUUGCCUCUUCUCUCCCCCAUACUUAGGCAACGCGUGCAAUUAUUAUCAAACGCUUCCAGUCAAGACCCAUGGAUUCGAUUAUUAUGUUAUGAACCAUCCAAGGUACCCAGAUUGACUGAGAUCGCCCAGAGUGAAGAACUACAACCACAUCCUGUUUCAGGCGAAUUGGAAAUUGAUUGGGAUUAUGAUUCCGAGAUUCAGUAUCGACGAGUGGACGAGGAAACUCUCCAAGCAUUCGUCGUAUUUAAAGAGUUGGGAUUAACGUUUCGAUUGGUGUAUUGUAUUGGUGAUCCUGUAGGAGACGGCUGGAAGGUUGGCGAAGUCAGCGUCGCCGAAAAGUCGUCUCCAUUUUCUUCUUUUGGGGGUGUCUCGAGUAUCGCGGAGGCAGAAAAACAAUUCAAGGAUUCACAAUCAAAAAGUACACAGAGCAACGGCAUCGUAAAUGGUCGGAAUGCUCUAGAAGAGGAGGAUGACGGCGACGAUGACGACUACUGGGCGAGAUACGAUUCGACACCUGCAAGAACACCUGCUAUUAAACAAUCACCCGCACCACAGACAAUGCAGCGUGUCCACCAAACAGCAGAAGAGGAGGAAAAUUAUUACGCGCAAUAUGAUGACGUCCAACCAGCCAUGGACAACCAUGAUCCGGACGAAGAGGUAAACCUACCCGACAUCGCACCACCUCUAGGAUUGGCUUCAAGGCCAGCAAGCGAUGAUGAGGAAAUAGACGGAAACGAAACUCAAGGAGCAUGGACACUUGCAAACCCAGAAAGGUCGUCUUCGAUCCACUCAAGAAGUGGUGACGACCUAAACAUAAUUCACCCGCAUCCGAGACCAGCAUCAAGCGCAGGGUCUAACGCGUCAGUCGAAAAACUCGAGGCCCUAGCAGCGAAACAAGAACAAAACGACUUCGGAGUCAAACAACACGUCUCUCGAAGCAUCAAGAGCUUAUUUAUGUUGUCUCGCGCAUCAGGAAUCGAUCGCGAGGAAUUCGAACGAUUGAUCAAGACGGAAUUAGAUAUGCUAGGAUUGAUGGAGGAUUGA